AUGGCUCACUCAUCACCACCACCAACCCCUGUAGACGCACCCCCGGCACACUCGGGAGCAGUUCCACCACCAAUCCCAUCACCAGCGGCCCAAGCGCCAUCCACCUCUACUGAUGGUGCGGCCCGCAUCGUCGCAUUGAAAUGUGACAUUACUAUACUGAAGGGUAUGGUCAACCAGAUGGCCGCUAACAUGGUUGAGCUCAUGGCCUUGCUACAUGACUCAAACCGCCUCUGGGGUACGAGCCAACGGUCGACCCGAACCCUUAGGUCCCGCCGACCCAUGCUCUGGAGGGUGGCGAAGGCAGUCCAUCUGAUCAAAAUUCCUCCGCCACCAGCGACUCUCCCAACGACCGCUCCUCCUCCACCGUCGGAUCCAACUAUGCUUGCACCGCCGCCGGUGUCCAUAUCUUUUCUAGCUCCUGUCUAUGCAGCUCCUCCGCCGAUGGUCUUUCCAGAGCCGAACUCGCAUGCUCCUGCUCACACGUCUGAGCCUUCCUCGUUUCAAGUUCCACCACCCCAUAUCAGCUUCUCCUACCCAGCUCCACCUCCCAUAAAUAUCCCCACCUCUGAACCAGCCACCCCAACUUAG
Punica granatum (pomegranate) is the source of this 588-nucleotide messenger RNA. The record is from RefSeq and is a predicted model, not a curated record. NCBI's taxonomy places the organism in Eukaryota, Viridiplantae, Streptophyta, Magnoliopsida, Myrtales, Lythraceae.